AUUGCCCCUUACAGUGGAAGAGAUCUUAAAUUUUGGGGAAAGCAACAGAGAGCUGUUCAUUAAAUCCAGCACCUACAGUAUCAUUCCCAUCACCGUUACAGAGAUGGGGCUAACAAUUAGCUGGAUCUUUUCUUCAGACCCUAAAAGCAUAUCCUUCAGCGUUGUCUACCAGGAAUCAGAAGACACGCCGCUGGAGCAGUGCAAAGUUCUUAUUCCUAUGACCCGCUGCAACUCUCAUAAGGAAACUAUCAGAGGACAGGUGAAAGUCAGAAACUCUGGAAUCUACACACUGAUAUUUGACAACACGUUCUCUAGGUUUAUCUCAAAAAGGGUGUUUUAUCACUUGGCUGUCGAGCGACCCAUCAUCUAUGAUGGAAGCGAUUUCCCAUAGCCUUGAAUAUACUGUGUUAUUUUUAAUUACAUUUUUAAGAAAUGCUAUUAUUUAUGUACAUGUAAACAUUAUGAUUACCACUGUGUUUGAAGACUUUGAAACUAUGCAAUAGUUAUAAUGCACUUAGAGAACAUGUAUACACUAAAAAACAAGCCUUUUUAGGAACACUAAUGGUUCUGUACUGUGUACAGAUUGCUGCAAAGCCAUGUUGUUUGAUUUAACAGGUCAAUAAUAACCAAAUUUUUUUCAGUGGGGAGAAAAAUAAGUGUGGGGGUGUCUAAAUGCAAACUGAAAUUCUCUACUGAAAAUUGAAUUACUUUUCUUCCAAAAAUAUCCUUCAAAAGGAAAUUUAAAGAAAAAUGAGUAUUUUUGUUGAC
Messenger RNA from Eurypyga helias (sunbittern), 768 nucleotides. Its product is annotated as FYVE and coiled-coil domain-containing protein 1-like. Gene Ontology annotation, cellular component: autophagosome; late endosome; lysosome. Gene Ontology annotation, biological process: plus-end-directed vesicle transport along microtubule; positive regulation of autophagosome maturation. The record is from RefSeq and is a predicted model, not a curated record. Lineage: Eukaryota; Metazoa; Chordata; Aves; Eurypygiformes; Eurypygidae. Bases 104 to 391 code for a protein of 95 amino acids. The transcript is spliced from 3 exons.